GAAUAGUAGUUUCGCGUGAAAGAUGGAAGAUCAGACGACGGCAAUAGCGGCGGACUCGACAGUCAGGAGUCAGGAUUCAAAUAACAGCAACGACUCCAAGGACACGAAGGUGUCGAAAAUCUCCGUGAGCACGCGAAUAUCUAAAGAUUCAAAAUCCGAGAGCUGCCGUGAGUCGAAGCACUCGAAGGAGGUGCUCAUCGAUUCAAAACCUUAUCAUCAAGGUCGUCAUAAUCACCAGGACCAUCAGCAGCCACGACAGCAAAGUGUUAAAAAGAAACUUAAAGACAAUUCCAAUGUUCUUAUGUUCACGUCCUGUUGCCAAUUAUUAUUAGGCGUGGUGCUGGUGGUACUGGGCGUGCUCGUGUUGGUCCAUGGAGCGUCGUUGGGCAACUCGGGGGCGGGCUUGUGGGCAGGCGCAGGUGCGCUGGUCGCGGGCGCCCUCGGUGUCGUCGCCACCCUAGCCACGACCUCGAGCAGCAGAUCAAGCUCCGGCUUCUCCUCGGCCCACCUCGCUUCUAGCCUCGUGGCCCUCGCCCUAUCCAACAUGGCUGCCAUCACGGCCCUCACGGCAGUCGUACGAGACGCCCAAAGGGCUGCCCCCGAAGCUACGCUACUUACACUCCCGGUUAGUAAUUACUUAAGCUCCCUGUCUUUCCAAGCUUUUCAUCUACAUUAAAAG
This is a messenger RNA of Ceratosolen solmsi marchali, 679 nucleotides long. RefSeq lists its product as uncharacterized. The coding region runs from base 23 to 676 and encodes 217 amino acids. Lineage: Eukaryota; Metazoa; Arthropoda; Insecta; Hymenoptera; Agaonidae. The transcript has 2 exons. The record is from RefSeq and is a predicted model, not a curated record.